AUGGUUGAUCUAGAUUGGCAAACAAAGAUGGUUUGUUCCAACAUGCCUCCCAAGUCCCCCAAACUCUCUCUCUUGGAAAACAAAAUCCCAAUCCCCACUUUGCAAAUCCCCCUUCCCCAAAACGACAUCACUGCAGCGUCGUCCCCGGUUUGUGCUGCCUAUGACAACUACCUACGCCUCCCCGACCUCAGAAAUCUUUGGGCCUUCAACGACUUUCCCGGUUGGGCCAACCAGCCCAUCCUAAAGCCCGCCUUACACGGCCUCGAAAUCACCUUCGGAUUUCUAGCUACCGUUUUAUCGGACCCGAGGCCCUACGUUAACAAGCGCGAGUGGACUCGACGCGUUGAGUCUCUGGCCACCGCGCAGGUCCAGAUCAUUGCCAUGCUCUGCGAAGACGAGGAACAAAACCCGGAGACACGUGGCAAGGCACCCGUGAGUGACGUCAACGACUUUGUCAACGGUCAAAGAAGAAGCUACAGCGAGGAGAGCCUGCUCCCGCGUCUCGCCACGUGGCAUAGAUCCAGGGACGUGGCGAGGAGGAUCCUUGCCACCGUGGAAUGCGAGAUGAUGAGGUGCACGUACACGUUGGGUCUCGGAGAAGCGAAUAUCGCGGGAAAAAAGGUUCUCCGUUACGACGCCGUUUGCAGGCCUAGCGAGAUCCGUUCCUUGGAGACGACGCCGUAUGACCAUGUGGAGAAUUACGAGAACAAGACGGUGCACGCGGCGCAGCAGAUCGUGGAGUGCUGGACACGCGCGGGGAGGAGGCUGGUGGAAAGAGUGGUGGAGUCGGUGGAGAGGAGAGCGUUGGAGGAAGCGGCGAGUGAGUGCCACGCGGUGGAGCGGAUCUGGAAGCUUCUAGCUGAGGUUGAGGACGUGCAUAUGAUGAUGGAUCCGGAGGACUUUCUUCGGCUGAAGAAGGAGUUGGGGAUGAGGAGGGGAGGCGAAACGGUGGCGUUUUGCUUCAGGUCGAAGGAGGUUGUGGAGUUGGCGAGGGUGUGUAGGGAUCUGAGGCAGAAGGUGCCGGAGAUAUUGGAGGUGGAGGUGGACCCGAAGGGUGGGCCCGGGAUGAUGGAGGCGGCGAUGAAGGUGUACGCGGAGAAAACGAAGGGGUUCGAGAAGGUUCUUGUUUUGCAGGGUAUGCAAGCGAUUGAGGUGGCGAUGAAGAGGUUCUUCUUCGCUUACAAGCAGGUUGUGACGGUUGUGAUGGGAAGCUCCGAGGCCGACGGGUUAACUCAGAUAUUCCUUGAACCCACCUAUUUCCCUAGCUUGGAUGCUGCCAAGACAUUUCUCAGUUACUACUGGGAAAAUAAUCACAAUAUGCUGCUUCCUUGCUAG
Molecule: messenger RNA, 1335 nt
Organism: Sphenostylis stenocarpa
Lineage: Eukaryota; Viridiplantae; Streptophyta; Magnoliopsida; Fabales; Fabaceae
Source: the annotation of a GenBank genome assembly